CUGAAAAUAACAUUGCAGUGCCUAACAGCUCAGGUAACGACUGUCACUACUCACCCGUUUUCUGGGUGCCCUUAUUGAGCACUGAUAAAUAAACCAAUGGUAUUUUUCUUCUUAUGUUAAAUGGACCACAUGGUGUAAGAAGGUUUGUAAAAGGGAUCAUCUGGCCAUGAUGGUCUACUGUAUUUGUCAAUAACAAGCUCAAUUUAUGUAGUUCUGUUUUUUUAUUUUAAUUUUAUUAAUUUAUCUGGCAAAUGAUACUACCUAGCAUUUUCAAUUUUAACCAUUUGUUUUGGAAAAAUCGGGAAAUAAAUCAUGAUUUGCAAAACGCCCACCAAAAAUUUUAAUCGUGGCCACACCUCCUGCCUCCAUGUCUUGGUGGGAAAUUCAUCACUACCCCAGUCUAAGUGCUGGAACGAGUUUAGGUUUCGGUACACAUUUCUAUGAGCAAUACACAUCAAUAUGCAUUCAUUGGGAAGACCGUGACGUUUCACCCCGGUACGCUUUCUAUGCAUUAAGUUGCCACUGUGUUUGAAAACAAAACAAAACAGCAACAACAUUUUGCAGCACCCGCGUGAAGUGUCUAUUACAGCCAUCUUAUUUCUUGUUUAUACGGCAACUGCCUGAACAUCCUGUUUUUAAUUACUUCUCUGCUGCAGCAGAUGCUUCUCGCCAGCAACCUGCUGCGGAUGACUCCCUCGAGAGCUAAUGUGCUGUGACAGACCCCACUUUUCCAAUCAAUAACUUGCCCUAAAUCUGCCAUCGCUCUGACUGCCAAGCGGAGUGCCCCUGCUUCUAAUGGUGCAUCAUUUUCUUUAAGGGGGCGUAAUUGUGAACAGUGACAUCAAACACCAUAGAGGGAGAAAGUGCAUGCACAGGAAGUGAUGUUCAAAAAGUCAGACUUCCUUAUUUUGCCUCCCGGAUGCUCACUGGUGCAACAGAGCAUUUCGGUGCUUGUUGUGAAUACAAUCUUCAGGAUGACACUACUUCCAAACUCUUCCCACACUUGGCUUCCAGCUGAGCAUCGUACAUUUGGCCUGGUCUUCUACAGCUUUCUUUUCAUCAUCGGAGUCAUCGUCAACAUGACAGCUUUGUGGGUGUUUGCCCUGACCACCAAGAGGAGGAGCUCCGUCACCAUCUACAUGAUCAACGUGGCACUAGUGGAUCUCACCUUCAUCCUGAUGCUCCCCUUCCGCAUGGUCUACCUCCAAAGGGACUUCUGGCCCUUCGGCAACCUUUUCUGCCGUGUCAGUGCCACUCUCAAUGUCUUUUACCCCUGCAUUGCCCUAUGGCUCUUUGGUCUGAUCAGCGCUGAUCGCUACAUGGCCAUUGUGCAGCCCAAGCAAAGCAAGGAGCUACGAAAUGUCCCCAAAACGGUGGUGGCAUGCCUUGGGGCCUGGCUCAUGACCCUGGCCGCCACCGCAUCCUUACUCUUCUCAGCGGACGAUCCUGAUGCCGUCGCCAACUUCACCACCUGCCUCAAAAUGGUGGACUUUAUCUAUCUGCGCCACAACGAUCCUGUCAAUUUCACACGGAUCGCGUUCUUCUUCCUGCUUCCCAUCUGCAUCAUGAUUGGCUGCAACGUGGUCAUUGUGGAGAACCUGAUCCGUGGGCGCGCCUCCAAGCUCAAACCCGAAGUGAAACAGAAGUCCAUCCGCAUCAUCAUAACGCUCAUCGUGCAGGUUCUGGUGUGUUUUGUACCCUUUCACUUAUGCUUGCUGCUCCAUUUACUAGGUUUGGACAAAAAUGAGGCCUUCAGGACAUGUGCCGUGUUCUCUACCUUCCUCAUGAACUCGAGUAACAUUUUGGACAUCAUUCUCUACUACAUUGUCUCCAAAGAGUUCCAGGAGAGGGUUUUUAGUGUCAUCCUGUACCGUAACUACCAGCGAAGUGUCCGGAGAAAGAGCAGACAUAGGAGCAGCAUGCGAUCCAUGAGCAAUGUGACAAGUGCCAUGAUUUGAAACAAUGAAAUGAAAAGAUGACGCAAUAUAUGAGACAGGGCAGCAAGUGGUCAGCAUGUCAGAUUCACAGUUCUGAGGUUCAGGUUCGAACUCAACUCCAAGCUUCCUCUGUGAUGCUUGAAUUUUCUCAUCCGUGUGAGUUUUUUUUCUGGGUACUCCUGCAACCUCUCCCACACUUCAAAAAUAUGCAUGACACGUUCAUUGAAGACUCUAAAUUGUCCAUAGGUAUGAUUGGUGAUUGUGAGUGUAUAUUGUGUGUUGUCUUUUUUUUUUGUCCAUACUAGUUGCCAACUUACCCCACCUCUUGCCCCUAAUACAUAGCUUCAGCUUACUCAUGACCCGAAUGAGAACAGGUGGCAUAGAAAAGGUAUGACUGCAUACGUCAGACACAUAAAAACAAGCGGUAGGAGAUUCCGGCAUGUAAUUUACACUCAUGGUGUGCGUGCGUGCUCCUAUUGUGGUGAAAACAUCUGUGUGCUGAACUGAUGGAGCCACCCAAGAGAUUUCAGAAUAUCUUUACACACAAACAACAGUUCCGUUUUUUUUUUUCAAUUUCACUGUGCGCAUGAAGGUGAAAAUAAGGCUCCCAAUCAUUAAGAUAUAGCCUCAAGUAACAUCUUGGCGAGUUCUAUAAUUUACAUGUAAACAUGUAAAAUCUCCAGUAAGUCGAUUCUAUUAAACUUCUUUUUUUGGUCAUGUACUUUUGGGUUUGUUAAUGUUAUCAUUCGGCUGGAAACUUAAGUACUGUAUUUCCUCUAAUGUUGUCUACCUAAGACAGGGUGCAGCAUCCACUUAUGACAAAUCAAUUCCAUCCAUACGUGAUCUGAUCCGGUUAGUUUCAUGAGGGUUGCGGGACAAAUAAAUUCCUCAAAUAAAAGAGACAUUGUAGAAAUUUUCAAGUCCCCCAUUUUAUAACAGUUGCAACGUGUCUUUACAUCAAAGUGGGAUUAAAAGCUCUUUACACACCCUA
This is a messenger RNA of Hippocampus zosterae (dwarf seahorse), 2928 nucleotides long. RefSeq names its product G protein-coupled receptor 18 (gene gpr18). Gene Ontology annotation, molecular function: G protein-coupled receptor activity. Gene Ontology annotation, cellular component: membrane. The transcript has 2 exons. The record is from RefSeq and is a predicted model, not a curated record. Bases 882 to 1958 code for a protein of 358 amino acids. Gene Ontology annotation, biological process: phospholipase C-activating G protein-coupled receptor signaling pathway; positive regulation of Rho protein signal transduction. NCBI's taxonomy places the organism in Eukaryota, Metazoa, Chordata, Actinopteri, Syngnathiformes, Syngnathidae.